Molecule: messenger RNA, 4607 nt
Organism: Galleria mellonella (greater wax moth)
Lineage: Eukaryota; Metazoa; Arthropoda; Insecta; Lepidoptera; Pyralidae
Product: lachesin-like
Exons: 9
Coding region: 324-1739 (471 amino acids)
Cellular component (GO): neuron projection
Source: RefSeq, a predicted model, not a curated record
UCUUAAUGAAUCGCCGGUAACCGCGGCUCGCGCUGCGCCCGACUUCUCGCGCUCCCUUAAAAAGUUGUUAAGGAGCUUUUCUCGCUGUCUCCCUCGCGCCCUCUCGCGUUGCAACAAAUAAUAUUAUCGGUACUGAAACAGCUCAACGGUUGCUUGAUUGGCUGGGAGUUAAAAAAAUUCAGAGAAAUUUAUCAAUAAUAAAAAAAAUCUAACAUGCCAAUGAUGACAAUGAAAACAAGACAAUAAUACUGUAACGAUUUAUACACAAGAUUAUGUAAAAAUAAAGAAAUGUGAGAUGUUAGUGAGGGCUGUGUUGAUAUCGGAUGUCUUUUGACAUGAUGACGGCGGAAUCAUCGAGGCGCAGUAGACCCGUUUCCAUGGAAACUGGAGGGCUGCCGUUGGUGUCGACGUUUGCACUUCUAACUAUUGUUGCAGGUCACCUCCAAGGGUCAGGAUAUAGUGAACCAGAGCCAGAGUUCCUGUCGCCCUUGGAAAAUCUGACAGUGGCCAUGGGAAGAGAUGUGCACUUUACUUGCAUUGUGAAUCAUCUUGGCACAUAUAAGGUGGCAUGGAUAAAAUCUGACACGAAGAUGAUCCUCGCCAUACACACGCAUAUGGUCAACUUGAACCCUCGUCUGUCUGUCACACACAACGGCCACAACACUUGGAAACUGUACAUCAGUAACGUGGAACCAAAGGACUCCGGUUCUUAUAUGUGCCAAGUCAACACGGACCCUAUGAUGAGCCAGAUGGGUUACCUCUCCGUAGUAAUCCCACCAGAUAUUGCUGACGAGGAUGGGUCAGAAGCAAGCGCGCCGGAAGGCGGUUCAGUGGAACUUCGCUGCACCGCUACAGGAGUACCACUUCCUAAUAUAUCUUGGAGGAGGACGGAAGGAAGAAAUAUUGUAUUUAGAGACAGCAACGGAAAGGAAACCAAAGCUGUGGAUAGCUACGUAGGCUCCACGUUGUUAUUGAAGGGCCUACAGCGUAGCGAUAUGGGUACCUACCUAUGCAUCGCAGCAAACGGCAUACCACCUACAAAAAGUCGACGGUACGAGGUGUCUGUACUUUUUGAGCCGAUAAUACGAGUGGACAGUCCAGUAGUACUACGCUCAAUUGAUAUGACAGUCAGCUUACAAUGCUACGUUGAGGCAUCACCUAAGUCCCUCAAUAGUUGGCAGCGAGAUAUGUCAGAAGCUGGUGGGAGACUACUAAACGGUGCAAAGUACACCAUAUCAGAGCAAAUUAUAAAUGAAUAUUCAUUACGAAUGAAUUUGACCAUUAACCGGCUGAGGAAGAGCGACUUUGGGGAGUACGUUUGCUCGGCUGUCAAUGCGUAUGGAAAGACUGAGGGAACAGUUACAUUAAAAGAAACACCACAACGCACCACGACGACUACAACAACAACAACCACAACAACAACUGAGCCGCCAACAACAACAACGACGACAACGCGCCCACCAAAACGCCACCUCAAGAAGCCGCACGAACGCGUCAACCAGAACACCCUUGAUUCAGACAUGCGUCAAGCUGAACUCAACAACGCAUUCAAUUUCUACAAUAUAAACGCGUACAGCCCAGCCAAUAACAGCCACAACGAAUAUGCCCAAAGGACUGAGCGACAAAAAGUACGCCCGUCUGGACCGCCUCGACCUCAUGUCGUGUACAAUAAAGCUAACCGUUUACAUCACCUAUCCAUCUUCGACCUACUCGCUAAGAUAAUAAAACUCGUUGUAUAAAAAUAUUUUACUUAAUAUAUACCAAUUUUACUAUAUAUAUUACACUACUAGGUAGUGGAAACAUGGCUGUUGAAUUUUGUAAGUACGUAUAUUGAGGUUGUUGUAAGUUAGUACAUCCAAUGUUGACAUUGUUGUGUACAUUUUGAGGGUUCAUAUUUUCAGCCUUAUUUGUAAAUUGAGACAAUAAAGAAUGGAUAAUCAAUUCGAUAGUGAUGAUCCUAUAAAAUAAUUUUGUAAGAAUUAAUUGGAUAUUGCAUCUUAAAAUCGUAUUUAAUUUGAAUCUUGAAGAAAUUACAUAUUCAUUUUACUUUAAUAGACUUUUAAACUGUACCUACGUAUUGUAUUAAAUAUGAUGAUGUCAACUCUAUUGUUUUUGAUAUUCUAGUGAUUUUUUUUUUAUUAUGGACUUAAUAUAUAUAUUUAUAUAGGUAUUAGUUCCUUUUUAUAAUGGAGUUAUAAAUUAUAAUUCAGUUUCAUUAUAAUACACAAUAUUGAAGUUUCAUUAAGAAUUGAGUACACUCUAGGGUGCUAAGCCCAUAAAAUUAAAAAAUAUCACGAAUAUCAUAUCAAUUUUCACAAUAUAUAUAUACAGACAAUCGUACAAAGUCAUAGUACGAUCAUAUAAAUACGAAAGUUAAAAACAUCCGAUUUAUAUACCUAAUCAACUAAAUACUAUAUAUUAUCAACUCACUAUUUUCUAUUAAUUCAAUCAUAUUAUUUGAAAUAAUUAAUAGUUUAAUAUAAUCUAGAUAAUUAAUGCGUUCUAAUAUUUUUAUUUAUUUCAUAAUUAUAAAUAAAUGAUUAAUUAAACAACAAUUUUAAUUAUUUACAGUUCAUUACAUUUUAAAGUAAGAAUUUAAAUUUUAAAGAUAAAUCAUUAGUGUGAGACAACAAAAAUUAAAAAAAAUAUCGUUUGCUUUUUUGAACAGGAAUUAAAAAGUUGAUCAUGAUAUAGUGGCCUUGAAUUAGUCAGGUUUUAUACAAUAAAAACUUGUAUUAGUUCAUUCUGUAUGAUUUUUAAUACUGUAAAUAUAAUUUUCUAAUUGUUCAUGAAUAAAUAAUACAUAAUUGUAAAUUAAUAUUUUAGAAAUCUGUAUGACAAUACGAUUGUAAAGACAAUAGCCCGUAGUAUUAAGUAUUAAUAUAAUAAAUAAGAUAGACCAAUAUAAGUAUCAUUAGAUUCUGAAUAACUGCAUGUAUAGACAUAGAAAAUAUAAUUUAUUUGACCGAUUUAGCAGAAUUAUUUUAAAUUUUGCUCAAUAAUAUAUUAACAACGAACGUUAAUAUGUUUUAAAAGAGGCUAAAACAAUAAAAAAAUGAACAUUUUCAUUAACAACAGGAUAAACAGAUUAAAACUUAAUUACAAGAUCAUAUAUAAAUGUUCUUCAUAAUUAUAAAAAAAAAAUUGUAAAAUUUAUUAAUUUUUGCUAUCAAUUGUUUUUAUUUCAAACAAUUAUCAAAAUACUUAAAGUAAAAUUAUACGAAUAAUGAAUAAAAGUAAUAUUUUCAAAAUCACUGGUUAUAAAUCUCAAAAAGGAGAGUGCUAGAUAUAAAAUGUAAUAAUGUAAUAAAUUUAUGUCUUCCGGAUAGUAUAUUAAAAUAAUAUAUUUGGCUCACUCAAGUUUAUAUAUGAGUUUUAAGUGGUAGCAAGCGGAGUUCCUUUUGGACUUCAUAUAAAAGUAGUUUAUAUAAGUAUUGAGAAAGAAUUUAUCGUAGCGAUAGUUAUGAGAUUAUGAAUUUUGAUAAGUAUAAAAAUUCUACUGUAAAAAUAUUCUAUUUAUGCAUGUAUUCUAUUGCCUAAUGAAUCUAUUUAUAAUAUUGUAUAUGAGUGUUUUGUUCAAUUUUAUUGGAGUAGUAAUUAUAUUAAAUGAGAGACUUUAGUUGAUGCUAGGUUCGCGGUGUAUGAUAAAAUAAUAUGACAAAGGUAUAAAUAUAAUAAAAUCAUAUUAUAUAAAUCAAUUUCACUAUGAAUAUUAUGAGUUUUUUUUUUUUUAAAUCUGUUUAUCCAAACAGCUAUCUUUUAUACAUUUUUUUUAUUAGGUAUAUGAAUGUAAACAGAUCAUGUGAUCAUGUAGUUUGCUUGUCACCUAAUGUCAACUUAACAACUCAAUUAACUGUCACAAAAUUGGGCUUGUGUAUGUAUUUGCGAUUUAUAGACGAUAUUUUUUAUCCUGGUCAAUAAAUAAUAUCAAGUAAUAAUUACAAGAGUUAUGUAUAGCUGAAUAAUAACAUAAUAAUAUUUUUAUAUAAUAAUUAUCGCUUGAACUUACGUGUGUCGCGUAACAGCUUCUCAAGAUUAAGGGUUCCGAAUGGUCUCGAAACUAGUCGAACUUUCCCAAUCAAAUUACACGUAAGUGAAACCGGUAGUUAUUAUAUUAAAUUAUAAUGUGUACUUACGAAAAUUUUAACAAUAAAAUAACAUAUUAAUUUGCGACAUAAUUGUAUAUGUUUUACACGUGAUGACCUGUUAUUUUUUCAAUAAGUGAUUUCCCGGCAAUGGAACGUAGCGUAUUCAUAUCCCGUAGAUAUCUAGUGUUUAUUUAUAUAUGUAUUAACAAUACCAUGUCGAAACGGAAAUUAGAUACGUAAAAGUAAAGGAGACAUGUUUUCGAAUUAUCAUAAUAGAAAAAUAGUACAUUAUAUUAUUCGUAAAUAAUUUGCUAAUAAGUGCAAAUGAGAUGGAUACCCAAGAAGAAUAAUAUUAUUAUAAUAAAAACAUUACUAAGUAUUUUAAAAGUUGUAACAACUUAUAAACAAUGGAAUAUGUAAAUAAUUAUGUUAAAAUUUCCUCAUAUGUGUAUAAAGUAUAUGCAUCACUCUGGAAAAAAUUUUUUCCAAUUUUUGUGUUUUAAAGCGUCCUACUUUGAC